AAGCGAUUAAGCGAAAUUAUGCCUGAUUUUGACGUUUGUUAGCUACUUUUUGCACAUCGAAACUCAGAAUAUAUAAAAUAAUUAAUAUUUCUCGAGGAACGACCAAUCGCGUGAUUCACGAGAACUAAUUAUUCAUGUAUUAUCGAGGAACCUUUGACCUGCUUACAUGCUUAUCCUCAAUACUCUGUCCAUUCUCCUGCAAGUUGCGUUCAUAGUGUUUAUGUCCUUACUUUCUAUGAAUAUAAUCAAACAAUUCAGUGGUUUUGCUAGAAAAAUGACUGUGAUUGCUCCUGCGCUGUUCGUGAACCAUGGCGGGGGACCCUUGCCGCUAUUAGGAGACAAGGAUCACAAAGAGUUGACGAAUUUCCUGAGGGAUGGCGUUAAGAAACAUAUGGAUCUUAAAAAUAUCAAAGCUAUCAUUUUAGUGACCGCACAUUGGGAGGAGAGUAAAGUGACGAUAUCAUCCAGCGACCAUCACGACCUUCUAUUUGACUACUACGGUUUUCCGCCUGAAUCGUACAGGUACACUUACAAUGCGCCUGGGGACCCAGCAUUGGCUAAGAGAAUCCAAGAAGUUUUAAAAAGAGAAGGUGUAGAUUCUAAAUUGGACCCGAAAAGAGGUUGGGACCAUGGAGUUUUUGUACCUAUGAUGCUUAUAAACCCUUCAGCAAACAUACCUAUAGUGCAAGUGUCUGUGUUAAGUAGUCAAGAUGCCGCAGAACAUUAUAAAAUUGGCCAAGCAUUGCAUGCUUUCCGUAAAGAGGGCAUUGCUGUUAUCGGCUCAGGAAUGUCGUAUCAUAACAUGAGAGAGUUCAUGAUGGCUAGAAAAGGGAAAAUCGUUAACGAAGAGUUUGAUAACUUUCUGACCAGAGUGUGUGGUUUGGAAGAUAGCGAACGCAAAGCUGAGUUAUUGAAGUGGAGAGAGCAACCAGGUGCUACGGAGGCCCACCCUAUGAGAGCGGCUGAGCACUUUAUGCCGCUGGUGGUUAUUGCUGGGGCUGGAGGGCCGAAGCCUGGUGAACGUGUCUUCCACUGGGAUAUGAGUGGUACUUUUAGGUUAAGCGGAUUCAUUUGGAAACAAGAAUAAAUAACACAACAUCAUAUAUUAUAUACAUAUAAUAAUAAGAUCACAACUAUAUCCCAAACAGCAUGGUGAGUUUUGGGUGAGUAUGGUCACGAGCAUUAAUAUGUAUUAACUUUGGUACCAUGUCACAUUAACUUUUUUGACAAAUUGAACUCUAAGUCUCACUAAAUGUCAAAUAAGUUAGUGUGACAGAGUCCUAAAGUGGGUACAUUAUAUUGCUCAUGACUGUACUUAGUUUAUCUUGCAAUGAAUGUAUGUCUGACUACCCCAAUUGAUAUAGUUGUGUGCUUAUGUCAGAAGAAUAAAUAAUGCCAAUAUUAGAUUAGAAUCCAAAGGCUGAGGCUUUUUAAAACCGUAUUUAUAUCAAACUCCAUAAAAGAAUUAUCAUGUAAGGCUUUUAGUUUAUACUAUCUGGUUGACCAAUCCAUUCCUUAAGGGAUAGCUACACGAAAGCACCUAUGAGCCUGGCAUGAUCACUCAGGGUGUUCAAAGCCUCGUUAAAAAUUAGAAUAAAUAAAAAAAAAGAAUUUCCAACAACAAUCUCCAUAAGCACUUCCUGACUAACAAAGGGCUGCCGCAGGACGUGGUCUCCGCUUCCAGCGUCAACACCUUCAAAAACAAAUAAAAAUUACCAUAAAACAGAGAAAGGAAAACUCAACUACUGAAUGGUCAAAUACAGGCACUUAUCAGUGAAAAAAAAAACUUCCUGCCUGACUUAAUAAUAAUAAAGUCUGUAAUGCCUUAUAGAAGCUGUCAUUUAAAAAGUGU
Pectinophora gossypiella (pink bollworm) is the source of this 1852-nucleotide messenger RNA. RefSeq lists its product as uncharacterized. Bases 167 to 1087 code for a protein of 306 amino acids. Lineage: Eukaryota; Metazoa; Arthropoda; Insecta; Lepidoptera; Gelechiidae. The record is from RefSeq and is a predicted model, not a curated record. Gene Ontology annotation, molecular function: zinc ion binding; oxidoreductase activity, acting on single donors with incorporation of molecular oxygen; ferrous iron binding. The transcript has a single exon.